AUGGCCUUUCAAACUGCGCACCACAAUACCGGCCUUGUGGUAAACCAAGCCCAUAACGUGGUGAUUCAGGAGCAAAACAUCACAUACGUUUUAAAUGACGAGAGUAUUUCGGUAAACAAAAGCUUCUUCAGUGGCUCACACUAUGAACGACACAAGAACGUUAAUCCUCCACGAACCAAAGACACAUGCAGAUGGUUCUUGAAUCAUUUGACAUUUCAGGAAUGGCGACAAAGGGGCCGUAGCGACGUCUUAUGGGUCUCUGCUGACCCCGGCUGUGGCAAAUCCGUUCUAUCAAGAUCCCUGGUUGAUGAAGGACUAACCCACAAUGGAUCAGCCACAACUUGCUAUUUCUUCUUCGAAAGUAACGAAGAUCAGAAUCAAAUAACAACAGCAAUUUGUGCGUUACUGAAUCAAUUGUUCUGUCGGGGAAGGGGAGAGAAGCUUUUCCGAAAGUUCGCCAUUGAGGCUAUUGAAAAAGAUGGGGGGAAAUUGAAGGACAACUUUGGAUUGCUAUGGGAUCUAUUCAUUUCUGUCGCCUCCGAUUCUGCAACUGGGGAUGUAAUCUGUAUUCUUGAUGCACUUGAUGAAUGCCGACAACCGGAUCGCAAUACUCUUAUGCUUCACCUAAAGCAGUUCCAUGAGAAAUUCGCCGACAAGUGGAACGAAUCUUGA
This is a messenger RNA of Penicillium malachiteum, 672 nucleotides long. RefSeq lists its product as uncharacterized. The transcript has 3 exons. The record is from RefSeq and is a predicted model, not a curated record. NCBI's taxonomy places the organism in Eukaryota, Fungi, Ascomycota, Eurotiomycetes, Eurotiales, Aspergillaceae. The coding region runs from base 1 to 672 and encodes 223 amino acids.